Messenger RNA from Athalia rosae (coleseed sawfly), 1133 nucleotides. RefSeq names its product 28S ribosomal protein S33, mitochondrial (gene mRpS33). Gene Ontology annotation, cellular component: mitochondrion. Lineage: Eukaryota; Metazoa; Arthropoda; Insecta; Hymenoptera; Athaliidae. The coding region runs from base 318 to 653 and encodes 111 amino acids. The record is from RefSeq and is a predicted model, not a curated record. The transcript is spliced from 3 exons.
CAGGAAAAAAUUGGGAAUAAAUCUGGAAUGUUGUAGUUAGAAUGUGUUAUCUCUUUUCUGUAAAUUUAAAUCUAUUUAGUUUUGUCGCUGCAAUUAAUCUCGAUGGCGCUUCUGUCGAAAUAAUACCGAGCCAUAUGAGGAAGCUACGGAACAGCAUAGAGCUUAGAAAGAUUUUCUGCGAACGUAACCCAUAAAAAUAUGGAGAUCUACUAUUUUGGUUGAUUUUAGCUUUUUACACCUCACGUGAUCUAACACUCAGCGUUAUAUGCUGCAAUCUCUUUAUACCUCGAGGUUGAAAUUAUUGGAAAAUAGAAACAAUGAGACGGUACGUCGAUCUUGCUAAAGUAGCAUCUAAUUAUGCGAUGCGAAUGAACCGGCUAAGGAACAGAAUAUUUGGAGAGGUAGUUCGUACUACAAAUGAACAAUCAAUGAAGGUCGUGAAGAUGUUCAGUGCUCCACCUUUGAACACACGAAAAGAUAUCGUUGAUUAUUACCCAAGGCACGUUGAGACUGGCAAAUUAAUGAGACAUCUUCGUUACUAUGGCUUGUUCAGAGACGAACAUGAAGAUUUCAAAGAAGAAAUGGUGCGUCUCAGGGCGUUGCGUGGCAAAGUCAAACCUGUGAAACAACGCAAAGAAGCCAAGAAAGAAUAAUUACCUAGUAGAUUUAAAGACCACUGGAGAUCCAGGAUUUCCUGCACAGGCUGCAAUUCUAUCUUCUGACUCCGUCAUCACGCAGAAAACGUUGGUAUAGCUAAUGUUGCCUUUGAAUAUGUUCAUACAGAAUAUCCAAGUAUUUGGAAUUACAUGACUGUACUGAAUCGGCUUGGCCAAAACUUUCGCAGAUGGGGCAACGUAACUCUGCCAUCCAAAUAUCAAACAAUUUUUAUAAUCAUUGUUUGGAGCAACUGGAGCAACAGCUACUAGUUGUACCGUAUCAUCGCAGAUAUCAAACGAUUGGGACAAUUUUAGUAAAGCGAUAUUAUGCUCGCGGUCAUUUAUCUUGGAGUAGGCCUUGUAUUGCGGAAAUAUGUACGUAGCUUUUAUGCUCACUGUUUGCCCUGAUCCUGUGCCAUUCAAGCCGGCGGCAUACAGAGUGAUAGACUGUAAUUGAAUAAUGAGGGGUAAAUCUAA